This is a messenger RNA of Phytophthora nicotianae INRA-310, 612 nucleotides long. RefSeq lists its product as hypothetical. The record is from RefSeq and is a predicted model, not a curated record. The coding region runs from base 1 to 612 and encodes 203 amino acids. Lineage: Eukaryota; Oomycota; Peronosporomycetes; Peronosporales; Peronosporaceae. The transcript has a single exon.
AUGAAGAUGUCUAUUGCUUCGAUCGCGGUGGUGCUUGUCUACCUGCUGUCCUUCGUGACGGCAGACCACCAGCCGGAUAUCAUGAUGGUCUCGGCCCAAGACAACCAAAUGAAGGGCAUGGCAGCCAAAAUGCGAGGAGCCGACGCUGUUGUCCCUGUCGGGGUCAUCACCAACACGAUCGACGCCAAGAACAACAAUAUCCUCGUCACCGAUAGCAAGAUUCGCCUAUCAAAGAGCGACCGUGUGCAGCUCGCGGACACGCUGAAGGAGAUGAUGGCGAACAGCCAAGAGGCUGGUGCUGCAGGCGAUAUGAGUACCGAGGAUAUCUUCGGUCUUUUGUCGCGCGUCGCAACGACCCCGGGAGUUCUCUCCAAUGCUGCGGGUAUCAUUUCGGCGGCGAGAAGCGGUGACACGAGUGCGUUGGCUGGUCAUGUGGUGGGUCUGUUGGGUGCGGCGGUCCCGGCUGCAAUCUCUACUCCUGCACCAGCACCAGUUGCUCCUGUGGCCCCAAUUAUGCCGAUUUACGCUACGGCCGCCCCGGCUGCUGCUAUGCCUGCCCCUGCCGCUGAUAUGCCUGCCACUGCUGCUGUUAUGCCCUCCACGUCGGCGUAA